AUGCAAGAUGAUUCAUCACAGAGUCCUGAAGAAGAGCCCACUGAAAACCUCAGAAUCACGUUGAAGCUAAACCCAUAUGCAAAGACCAUGCACCAAAAUACCAUUCUCUGCCAGUCUAGGAAUCACAAACUCCAGAAGGCUAAGGCGACUGUAGCACAGGAGGCCAAAUCACUUAAGAAGGGGCUUCCUCCAAGCAAGAAGCCUGUGGUAGGGAAGAAAGGAGGGAAGAAAGCUGCUGUUGAUGUGAAGAAGAAGCCCAAGAAGCCUGUAGUGGGAAAGAAGGCUGCAGCCACCAAGAAACCAGCAGGGGAGAAGCAACAGCCAGUAGAAAAGAAACCUGCCCUAGAGGAGAAGUCUGCAGCAUAA
Molecule: messenger RNA, 366 nt
Organism: Elephantulus edwardii (Cape elephant shrew)
Lineage: Eukaryota; Metazoa; Chordata; Mammalia; Macroscelidea; Macroscelididae
Product: 60S ribosomal protein L4-like
Exons: 1
Coding region: 1-366 (121 amino acids)
Source: RefSeq, a predicted model, not a curated record